Messenger RNA from Hydra vulgaris (swiftwater hydra), 3139 nucleotides. Its product is annotated as probable E3 ubiquitin-protein ligase HECTD2. The record is from RefSeq and is a predicted model, not a curated record. Gene Ontology annotation, biological process: protein polyubiquitination. Lineage: Eukaryota; Metazoa; Cnidaria; Hydrozoa; Anthoathecata; Hydridae. Gene Ontology annotation, molecular function: ubiquitin protein ligase activity.
UUUAUAUUAAAUAUAAUAUCAGGACUAAAAAUAAUUUAAAUGUGUGACACUUUUCCAAUUUACAACCCAAUUUGUCGUCCGCCUCAAAAUCCAUGUUUGCGUACUCAUAAUAGUUCAAAAGAAUGUAAUAAAAAAAAUGAAUCAUCUUAUCUAAAAGAGCCUUCAGAACUGUUAAAAGCUACCAAAAAGCAAGAUCUAAAUUCUAAGUUGACACCAGAUUGCUGUUAUAAAGAGCGUGCUCAUAGCCUCAAUAAUCUUCGAAUUGAAUUUUUAAAAGAAAAACAUCGAUCAUUAAGUGCAAGUAAUUUUUAUGCAUUAAAUAACCCAAAUCUUUCCCUGACACAAGCGCUUUCCAAAAAGGCCUAUGAUAAGCCUAAUUCUGCUUUUGCAAAAGAAAAAGCCUUAUUUACUGCUUAUGUUCAAAAGUAUUUUUAUCAGUUAACUGUUGGUUGUUCUAAUGCAUUAUGUCGAAAUAAAUUUUGUAAAUCAUCUGAUACAUGCCUAAAUCUAAAACCUGCUAUGGCUGCACUUAUCAGUAUUGAACUUUCUGGAUAUAAAGAUCAAUAUUUAUGUAUAAAAGAAAAGUCUAAUCAAAGAGCUAAGUUAAUUGACACAGACAUUUUUAGGAACAACACAAAGGAAAAAAAUAGCAAGAGUACAUCAGGAAAUUUCAUUCCUUUUCUUUAUUCUUUUUAUUCAACUUCACCUUUUAGAAGUUUGUUUCUUCCAUGUCCUUUAACUUCUUCUGGUAAAAAGUUAGAUAGAAGACAUUCAGUAGAAAGUAUGAAAUCUCUGCAAACCUUUGCAACUUUAAUUAGAAACAAUCUUAAUGUUAUUACUAAUACAGUUUCAUCAAGCUUAAGUAAUAUUUGGAAAAGUACUGGAGAUGACAUUAAAUGUACAGAUUUUAUGGUUGGAGAUUCUGAAGUGUCUGACAGCCAUACUUUGCCUAAACCAACAUUACACAUAUUUCCUGACAAUACCCUCAAUAAUAAGAAUGAAAAUUUUAGAGAGAUAGAAAUAUUUGAAUCUAGUGUAGCUGAAGAGUUUCAACAGAAUGAAAUGUUUGACAAUAUUUCUUUUCAAAAACAAGACGGGGAACUUUUAUCAGAUGGUUACUCACUUACUCAUCUUACAUUAGACAUGUUUAACACAGUCCUUUCAAACUACUAUGAAUGCACAGAUGAAUCAUUUCUUAUAAAUACACUUCGAACUGUUUUUUCUUCUUGGGAUGCAUUAGGGAUAAGCUUUUCUCAUGAAAGAUCUAAAAGUACUGGGCUUGAUGUUAAGUGUGAAGAUGUUGAGUCUAUGUUUAAUGAUCUAAACAAAGUAAAAAAUUCUAGGGCUUUAUUUACUGUUUUAAUUGAUGCAGUUACUGUCAUGCUACUAUCAAGAAAAGGUUGUUUGCUAAAAGUACAAGAUUUAAAGCCACUUGUUAUUAUAUUAUACAUUCCAAAUAUAUUUGACUAUCAACCAGUUGUUUAUGAAAUUUCAUCAAUCAUUUCAGAGUUAUCGAAAGAUUGUCAAGAUGUCUUGCUGCUUUAUUUUUAUGAACUUUGUAAAACAAAGUUUGAUUUUAUUAUUCAAGGUUUCAAGUCUGUUUUAGUUAACGAAAUAUUGGUUUCUAAUGUCAGCAAAGAAAGCUUGUCUGCUUUGUGUCAAACUUUACAACUGUUGUAUAAAGCCAAUAUAUUUAAAGGAGACCAUUAUUCACGCAUUCCAAAGUCCUCAUUCUAUUGUCCUGAGUUAACAUCAAAACUAGAUUUUAAAUAUGAAUAUACUUCAUGGAUUGCAAGGCACAAUUGUAAAGAAAGCAAUUUAUUUUCUAUCUUGGAUUUUCCUUUCCUGUUGGAGCCAAUAGUAAAGGUUCAAGUAAUUCAUAUUGAUGCAAUCACUCAAAUGCGUGAAGAAUAUCAAGAUGCUAUUGUUCAUCAAGCACGUAUUCAACAAGUUCAAAAGUCAUGGGCUGACUUUAAUGAUGCAUCUGCUCUUUCUCGUGUAGUCCAAUCAGCUAUGUGUCCUUAUCUUUUACUUGAAAUUAGAAGACAAAAUAUAGUUGAUGAUACUCUCAAACAACUUAGAAAUAAGUUUUCAGACUUUAAGAAGCCAUUAAAAAUUAAAUACACUGAAGGUGGUGAACAAGGAUUAGAUAUGGGUGGUUUACAAAAAGAGUUCUUUCAAGUCAUUAUCGAAACAAUGUUUGAUCCAAAUUAUGGUUUGUUUACAAUAUCAGAAGACAGCAAUUUAAUGUGGUUUAAUGCUCUUUGUCUUGAGUCAGUUGUGAUGUUUAAUUUGGUUGGUAUCUUAUUAGGUUUAGCAAUUUACAAUGGAAUAAUUUUAGAUGUGCAUUUUCCUUUACUUGUUUACAAAAAAUUGCUAGGAUACGAAGUUGGUUUAGAAGAUUUACGCGAGAUUCAACCAACCCUAUGUAAAAGUCUUGAUGAGUUGUUAUCUUAUGAAGGUGAUGUAGAAAUAGACUUUGGACUAACGUUUGAGGUGUUCCAUAAUCUUUAUGGUAAAGAAAUGCGAACUGAACUUUUGACAAAUGGCUCACAAAUAUCUGUGACUAAUAGUAAUCGAGAGAGUUUUGUAAGGUUAUAUGUGGAUUUAAUAAUUAAUAAAAGUAUUGAAAAUUCAUUUAGUGCAUUCAAAGAAGGUUUUUUUCAGGUUUGUCAUUUCCCUUCAAUCAGUCUCUUCACAGCUCCAGAACUUGAGUUACUUAUAUGUGGUAGUCCUGAUCUUGAUUUUAAAGCUUUAGAGAAAGUUACAGAAUAUAAAGAUGGGUUUUCAAAAAGCCAUCCUCUAAUGCUUGAAUUUUGGGAUAUAGUUCAUCGAUUCACAUUUAAACAAAAGCAAGCUCUUUUGAUGUUUGUAACUGGGAGUUAUAGAGUUCCUUUGAAGGGUCUUGGAUCAAUGUCUUUCUAUAUUCAGAGAAACGGUCCUGACUCCUUAAAUUUACCCACUUCGAUGACUUGCUUUAACCGACUGUUAAUUCCUGAGUAUUCAUCCGCUGCAAAACUUGAAAAAAUGUUGUUGCUUGCUAUUGAAAAUUCAAAAGGAUUUGGUCUUAUAUAAAUUUCUUUUAUAUAAAUUUAAGAUAAAGUAAUUAUCGGAAAAUAAAGUUAAACAUUAAAAUUAA